Exophiala viscosa is the source of this 1253-nucleotide messenger RNA. RefSeq names its product ribulose-phosphate 3-epimerase. Gene Ontology annotation, cellular component: cytosol. NCBI's taxonomy places the organism in Eukaryota, Fungi, Ascomycota, Eurotiomycetes, Chaetothyriales, Herpotrichiellaceae. The coding region runs from base 413 to 1177 and encodes 254 amino acids. The record is from RefSeq and is a predicted model, not a curated record. The transcript has 4 exons. Gene Ontology annotation, biological process: carbohydrate metabolic process; pentose-phosphate shunt; pentose-phosphate shunt, non-oxidative branch. Gene Ontology annotation, molecular function: metal ion binding; D-ribulose-phosphate 3-epimerase activity.
AUGCUUCAGUGUCCAAGCGAGCUCUCAUCUUGCUUGUCACCUCAGGUCAGCCAGCGAUAUGCAACGUAAUCUGCUUCCUUGUCUGGCUCGAGCCUUGCUUGAUAUGCUUACGAUAACUAAAACCUACAGCCCCUCCAAUGCCAGGUGGUUGCCCCUCAUAUUGCGGCGAGCCGGCCAAUGACGCAGCUAUUGUUUGCUUUCUCCAAUAAAUAUUUGAUCCUCCGAUCUGCAGGCACUGGCAACGCAGGACAGUAUUGUUCCUAUUCAACAAAAGAGAACGGAAACAACGCAGCUGGAUCUACGUAACGGACUGCACAUAAUCUAGAGCCUCACAACUCGACCCAGAUAGGCUUCUUCGACCCUGUCAACCAGUCCCCAAACCUCUAUCUCUCCAAAAGCCAGAGUAUCUACGAUGUCUCCCCCAGCUAUCAUUGCGCCGUCGAUACUGAGCGCCGACUUCGCGGCACUGGGAAAAGCAUGUUCGGAUACGAUGGACCAGGGUAGUGACUGGCUCCAUGUCGAUAUUAUGGACGGCCACUUUGUACCGAACAUUACCUUUGGCGCCCCCGUCGUUACGAAGAUAAGAUCACACGUCGAACGGCCGAAGACCGCAGGUGGACGAGGGACAUUUGAUUGCCACAUGAUGAUCUCGGAGCCACACCGCUGGGCAUCCACCUUCCGCGACGCCGGCUGCGACCUCUACUGCUUCCACUACGAAGCAGCCGUGACAUCCGUCGCCGCAGCCAAACCCGAAGAUCAAGAAACCACCCGCCCGACAUCACCUAAAGAACUAAUUAAAUACAUCCACGAUCUAGGCAUGCAGGCCGGCAUCGCAAUCAAACCCGAAACCAGUGUCGAUGUACUCUGGGAUAUCCUCGAGGAUGAUAAUGCUGCGGAAAGACCUGAUAUGGUCCUUAUAAUGACAGUGCACCCGGGUUUCGGCGGCCAGAAAUUCAUGGCGAGCGAGUUGCCGAAAGUGACGGCCCUGCGGAAGAAGUACCCGAAUUUGAAUAUUGAGGUUGAUGGUGGAUUGGGCGAGGGGACGAUCGAUCAAGCGGCUGAUGCGGGUGCGAAUGUGAUCGUCGCGGGGAGUGCGGUGUUUGGGGCAAAGGAUCCGGGACACGUUGUCAGUGUGCUGAGGGAGGCUGUCGAGAAGAGAAGGGGUGGGAAGCUAUGAUUGUCAUAUACUCUUGAUUGGUGAUUGCUGGCCGCAGAAAAGGGUGUGAAAGCCUAGAAAGACCAGCCAGCGUGCU